GGAUCUUUACGAUGGCUCGAUGUGAGAGUCUUCUAUGUCAGAGUAAGCAAGUGUGAGACUGAUGAUGAAUCUACUCCUACGUACCUCACUCUAAACCCCAUUCCAUUGAAUCCCGAUACACUUCUUGAAGUAAAUGGUGUUCGAAUCGGCAUCUGUUCUGAUGGUGCAUCAACCCUUCUUAGAAGGGAUCGGCUAGACAAAAAAUCUGAAGAAGUCACUUUUGUGAGCACCGAUAGCAUUAAGCUGACAGGGAGUGUGAAAUUUGAGGUUUUCUAUAAGGAUGGUCUUCUGCUAUCAGGGGAUUUAGAGUUGUGUGACAGUAACGGUUGCACCGAGGAGUGUAGAGUUAGUGGUUCGAUGUGGAGCAUGAAAUGCGAAUCAGUUAUAACUUCAGGCUCCGGUUUUCUCAAGGCCAAACAAUAUCACAGUCCAGGUUCAGCUUCACCCACAGUUGAGGUCUAUGUUGCUGGGUCAUUCUCAGGCAGCCCUAUUAUAUUAACCAGAACUUUACAGCCUAGUUUCCGGAAGAAACAAAUGAAAGGGAUGCUGGAUUCGAUACCAGAGUACGAGGCAGCUGAAGAUCAGAAAGAAGUUACCCCUUUGCAGAUACCAGAUUACUUGAGUCAUAAAUCAGAAGGUGAAGAGCACAGCUAUGUGUAUUCAGGGGUGGAUUAUUUUGAGGGCGAAGACGGGGAGUUGUCAUGGUUCAAUGCGGGCGUGAGGGUGGGUGUCGGAAUCAGCCUCAGCAUCUGUGUCGGAAUUGGCUUAGGAGUAGGUUUGCUGGUACGUACCUACCAAGGCACUACCCGUAACUUUCGAAGACGACUACUGUAAUAAAACAUUUUCCCCGUGCUUCAUUAUCCUUUUGCUAAAUAAGUCCUCCGUAUUUCCCAUGGGCUAACAUAGAUAGUGUUUCUAACAUAUCUUAUUUGUGUGGAUUAGGGGCCUAAUAAUGUGUGAUUACUGAGAAAAAAAGGCAUGGAAUAAGUAGAUUAAUAUCUCUAACCAUGCACAAUCCCGAAUUAGUAAGCUUCCCUACAUUUGAUUUUCACAGGUACGAGAUUUUCAGCCAUUUUU
Hibiscus syriacus is the source of this 1077-nucleotide messenger RNA. RefSeq lists its product as uncharacterized. Gene Ontology annotation, molecular function: phosphoglycerate dehydrogenase activity. The transcript is spliced from 2 exons. The annotation marks the transcript as partial. Lineage: Eukaryota; Viridiplantae; Streptophyta; Magnoliopsida; Malvales; Malvaceae. The record is from RefSeq and is a predicted model, not a curated record.